CGUUAUGCAAAUAACGCUCCUAACAUUGUUUCAGGUGUUAAGUGGGUAGCGUGGGUCUUGCCUUACUGGCUUACCGGAUACAAGAUUGGUGUUUCUCUGCACCACGAGAUUGUGUGUUAUAAUAUAUCUCCAUCGUAUUUGACAACAUUUAAAGUUUUUUUGCGUUCUCAGCAAUUCGUUAGAUUGUUGAUAAAUCCUGUAACGUCGCCAUAUCCGUGGACUAUGAAGCGAACUCGUUGCUGUGCUGACUUUGGGAAGCCGCUCAUUUUGUUUGUAUUGGUUUGCUUUCUGUGUACGGUAUUCAGCGUAUAUGCAAAUUUUCGCCUACUUCCCCGUGGUAAAAGGUGUUACGUAGAGGGCAGUCAUAUUGCAGCGGAAAGGAAUAAUAAUAUCAAUGCCAUGUUCGUGAACACAGAAGUUAUACUGCGAUAUGACAAUUUAUCAAAACUGUUACACCACGACCCAGAUAAUUUUACCCAUGAACAGAAAAUACUAGGUAAUACUUCUACACCAGCCGACAAUAGCAAAGAAUUAACAAGCUUUACGAACGUCACAGCUGCUUUCAACGCAAGUCUAGUCAAAAGCAACAGCUCAAAAGUAUCCGACAAGGUAUCCAAGGCCGGUGUACAUGCCGUUGUUGUCAAAAAGGCGCCAAUCAACAACAACAAUAAAAACACAGUGAAAUCUAAACCGAAACCAAAGCCUAAACCAAAAAAGAAAAGCCGAAUUGUCUAUGUGAAAAAGAAGAUAGUUCGAAAACGGAAACCGACAGUAAAUCAAGCGAAUCUUCAACAAGAUUUAAAAGACACAGUUUCGAAACUACAGAACUGGAAUCGAAAUAUAUCGGCAACUAUGGCGAUAAGAAACAAACUUAACCGUCAUUUAAAUAAAACUGAUUUUAUAUGUACUCAAGAAAACACUCACAUUGGCACAAAGUAUUAUGAUACAAUGUCCCACAAAUUCAUACUCAUCAACCAAUCGCAUCUGCAAUUGUUGCCAAAGACCUCAGCCUUCUCUUCAAAAACUGCAUUUAAAACGUGUGCUAUUGUAGGAAAUGGUGGUAUUUUACGAAAUAGUGGAUGUGGUGAUGAAAUUGACCGAUUUGAUUUUGUCAUGAGGUCAAACUUGCAACCAAUCAGAGGGUUUACGGCCGACGCUGGAAGUAAAGCCAGUUUUACAAGCAUAUCCCAGUCUUUGAUGACCAGAUACAGAGUUUACAAAAAUGAAAAAUAUGUGAGAAAUUUUACUAAUUUGAAUACUACUAAAUUGUUAAAGGACUUGGAAGAAUAUAAAGGUUAUCUUUUGUGGAUUCCUAACAGCAAAGUUAGUAAUUUGGCUUUCCAGGUCGCCGAACUCUUGAAAGAAAGGACUUCUCUGAAAGUUUUAUUAUUCAAUGCGGAACACUCACAUAAAAUCCAGAGUUUCUGGGGCUUAACUAAGAGAGGUCUUUCAACUGGAAUGACCCUUUUGAGUAUUGGUUUUUCAUUGUGUGAGGAAAUACAUUUAUAUGGAUUCUGGCCAUUUCCAAUAAAUUACGAGGGCAACCCACUUCCAAUGCAUUAUACCGAUGACAUCGCUUGGUCCACGUACAAUAAAUACCAUGAUUAUCCAGCGGAAUUCUCUCUCUUAACUGGCUUGCAUCGACAAGGUCUUCUUAAAAUACACACUGGAAAAUGCCAUUGA
This is a messenger RNA of Saccoglossus kowalevskii, 1683 nucleotides long. Its product is annotated as CMP-N-acetylneuraminate-poly-alpha-2,8-sialyltransferase-like. Gene Ontology annotation, biological process: N-glycan processing; oligosaccharide metabolic process. Lineage: Eukaryota; Metazoa; Hemichordata; Enteropneusta; Harrimaniidae. The record is from RefSeq and is a predicted model, not a curated record. Gene Ontology annotation, molecular function: alpha-N-acetylneuraminate alpha-2,8-sialyltransferase activity.